This is a messenger RNA of Ipomoea nil (Japanese morning glory), 1572 nucleotides long. RefSeq lists its product as uncharacterized. The coding region runs from base 105 to 1421 and encodes 438 amino acids. The transcript is spliced from 2 exons. The record is from RefSeq and is a predicted model, not a curated record. NCBI's taxonomy places the organism in Eukaryota, Viridiplantae, Streptophyta, Magnoliopsida, Solanales, Convolvulaceae.
UCAAUUUUUCUCCUUCCAGUAAACACUUUUCCUCUCUAAAUGUUCAACACACAAAUGCUUCCUUUUGUUCCUGUUAAUCUUGCAUCGUGAAUACACUCUCCAACAUGGUAUCAGAGCGUCGAUGGACCAGCUACGCCGCCGCACUUUCAGCCACCGGAGAGAUGAGCGCAGCCGGGAAUCAGUCCUCGCCGGCAAAUCGAUCUCCACUUCGAACACCGCCGGCACUAACUCCGCACAGGAAUACAUCAAUUCCGGCGAUUCUUCGAAGCUCAGACGGUCGCUCAGAUAGUCUUGAUGAUCCAUUGUUUCUCCACGUGAACGAGAAUCCGAGUGCGAUUCUCGUCAAUCCUCCCCUGUCAACUACAAACUACAACACCUGGAGCAUUGCAAUGCGAAUGGCGUUGGAAAUCAAGAACAAGUGGGCGCUGGUAGAUGGAAGCAUUCCAGUCCCAAAUUCAGACCAACCGAAUUACAGUAGCUGGAAGAGAUGCAAUUUGAUAGUAAGUUCCUGGAUUCUUAAGUCCCUUAGCCCUUCAAUUGCACAAAGUGUGAUGUAUCUCAAACAUGCUAAAGAAAUUUGGGAUGACCUAAAGCGUAGAUUCUCUCAGGGAGAUCCACAUCGGAUCUCUCAAUUACAAGAUGAGAUAUAUAAACUAAAUCAAGGAAAUAUGAGUGUCACAGAUUACUACACCAAGUGUAGAACACUCUGGGAAGAAAUGAGUGACAUGAGGCCUCUUCCAAUGUGCAAGUGUUCAUGUGAUUUAGUUGAUAUAAUAAGGAAAGAACGUGAGGAAGAUCAGGUCAUUCGCUUCCUGAUGGGGUUGAAUGAAGAGUUUAGCACACUCAAAUCAGGUGUCCUAGUUAUUGAUCCACUGCCAGAAGUGCACAAAGUGUUUGCCAUGGCAUUAAAAGUGGAAAGACAAUUGAACUUAGCCAAUCUAGGGCUAAAUAAUCUUGAAAUCAGCACUGCUAAUGCUAUACAAGGAUCUCAAAAUACCUCUGCCAAUGAAGAGGUAGUAGCUGCUGUCAACAACUUUACUGGAAAAAGGAGUUUCAACUCUAUUAAUGGGAAUGUAAAAACUGCUAAAUGUACCUACUGUGGUAUGAAUGGUCACACGGUAGACAAAUGCUACAAGAAACAUGGAUAUCCUCCGGGAUGGGUUCCAGGUUACAAAUCCAAAGGGAAACAAUACCAGCAAGGGCAAUCAGCAGCUGCAGUUUCUGUGAACUCAACCCCUACUAGCCUAUCAGCUGAUCAAGUUCAGAAGUUACUCUCACUAUUACACACUCAAGGUGACCAACACCCCUCUACUGCAGCUACUGUAUCUAUUUCUCCCAGUGCAAGGCUUAUCCCAGACUUCAGCUCCAAUGCAGAAGGUACUACAGGAGGACAAUCUUGGAAUGAUGACUGGUUUUGCUAAAGAGCAAGGGGGACUCUACUUACUGCUGCAACCCCCAGUGAAGAAACCUUUGAGAAAUAGUAGCAAUAGUGUAAUGCAUUGUAAUGUUGUCAGUGCCAAGAUUUGGCAUCAACGGUUGGGACAUUUUCCCUCUAAUAAAAUGCAUUUGUUA